Molecule: messenger RNA, 2761 nt
Organism: Aphidius gifuensis
Lineage: Eukaryota; Metazoa; Arthropoda; Insecta; Hymenoptera; Braconidae
Product: uveal autoantigen with coiled-coil domains and ankyrin repeats-like
Exons: 7
Coding region: 79-2163 (694 amino acids)
Source: RefSeq, a predicted model, not a curated record
UAUCACAUAGUUGUUCUGUUAAUUUUUUCAGUGUAAAAAUUAAUUAAUUAUUCAAAAUCUUUUAUUAAAAAUUAACUCAUGAUGCUGGCAAAUUCAGUAGCAAUGUUUACCAUUGCAUGUAGCCUUUUUCAGCUUGGUUUUGGUGGAGUUCCUCACAGUGCAAUACCUGUGACUAGUCUUCCACCGAUUGAAAUGCUGAAUACUACACUAUCAACUAUUGCACCAAUUAUACCAGAUGAAACGUCGACGAUUCAAACAGUUGAGUCAUCAACAGAAUUAUUAGAAAAAAUCAGAGAUAUUAUGGGAGUGAAAAAAGAUAAUGUAAAAAAUCAAGCAGUUAAUGUAUCAAAUGAUAACGCACAAGUUAAACAAUAUUUUCAACUACUGAAAAAAAAUAUAGAAUUAGAUUUACAUGCAAAGUUUGAGACUCUUCAAUCACGUGUAUUAGAGCUUGAGAAUGAUCAAAAUCAUCAACGAAAUAUCAUCAAAGAAAAGGAUAUUUUGAUCUCUGAAUUAUCAUUGGGAACCCUGGAACUUAGUGCCAAAUUAUAUCAGAGUCAAGAAAAACUAUUAAAUAUCACUGAAAAAUAUAUAGAGCUGGAAAAAUCGUAUUUAACUGUUCAAAAAAAAAUUGAAACACAUAAUGACGAGCUAGAUAAUGAAAGGAAAAAACAUUCAGUUGAAUUACUCAAUUCAAAUACAGAAAUUGGCCAAUUAAAAGAGAACAAUAAAAAAUGCACAGAUCAACAAGGAGUAAUGGACAAAAGUUUAGAAACUGCAAAAUCAGAUUUAGUAAAAAUUAAAGAAACACUAUCUAUGAAGUCAGCUGAAUUGGAUGAUCUCAAACAAAAACAUUCAAUUGAAUUACUCAAUUCAAGCACAGAAAUUAGACAACUAAAAGAGAAAAAUGAAAAAUGUAUGGAUCAACAAGGAGAGUUGGAAAAUAGUUUGAAAACUGCAAAAUCAGAUUUAGUAAAAAUCAAAGAAACACUAUCUGUGAAGUCAGCUGAAUUAGAAAAUCUUAAACAAAAAAAUUCAAUUGAUUUACUCAAAUUAAAUACGGAAGUUGGGAAACUAAAAGAGAACAAUAAAAAAUGUACAGAUCAACAGGAAGAGUUAAAAAGAAAUUUGGAAACUGCAAAAUUAAAUUUAGUAAAAAACAAUGAAACACAAUCACAAGCACUUGAUUCAAAGUCAGCUGAAUUAAAUGAUCUCAAACAAAAAAAUUCAAUUGAAUUGCUCAAUUCAAAUACGGAAGUUGGCCAGCUCAAAGAAAAAAAUGAAAAAUGUACAAAUCAACAGGGAAUGUUGGAAAGAAAUUUGAAAGAAAUCAAAGAAACACUAUCUAUUAAGUCAGCUGAAUUAGAAAAUCUUAAACAAAAAAAUUCAAUUGAUUUACUCAAUUUAAAUACGGAAAUUGGUCAAGAAAAAGAUAAAAAUAAAAAAUACAUGGUUCAACAGGGAAUUUUGGAAAAGGAAUUAAAAGAAAACAAAGAAACACUAUCUAUAAAAUCAUCUGAAUUAGAAAAUCUUAAACAAAAAAAUUCAAUUGAUUUACUCAAAUUAAAUACGGAAGUUGUUCAAGAAAAAGAUAAAAAUAAAAAAUGCAUGGAUCAACAGGGAGUUUUGGAAAAAAAUUUGGAAACUACAAAAUUGGAUUUAGUAAAAAAUAAAGAAGCACUAUCUAUAAAGACUGCUGAAUUAAGGAAUCUUGAAGAAAAAUCAACAGCUGGAUUCAAAUGGGUUAAAUAUUUGGGUAACCAUCAAGUUGAGCCUGACAUGGUUGAGAUUGGUGUUGAUCAUGAUGGUUUAAAACUUGUUAUUGGUCGUGCAUCUCAUAAUGGUGAUAUUUUACCAGCAAAAGUCAAACCUGAACAUGGUGUUGCUUACGUUUCUUAUAAUGGUGUAGAGUAUGGAAAAACAGAUUAUGAGAUUAUGUUUCAAACUCAUUUUGAUUGGGUACGUGUUGAAAAUGGGCAUGUACCAUCAGACGCUGUUCCAGGUGGUAAAACAAUUGAUGGUAAAAUUCUAUACGUUGGUCGUACUAUUCAUGAUAAAGUUUACUGUGCUGGCAAGGUUGAUCCUAAAUCCAAUAAACUAUUGAUUCCUUAUGGUGGAAAAGAAAUAGAGUACACUUCAUAUGAAGUUUUGGUAAUGCAUUGAUAAUGCAAAUUUUUUAAAUGACAUUUUUAAUGUAUAAAAAAAUGGGCUUUAUACUUCAAUAAAUGAUCAAAUGGGAAAAAAAUAAAAUACAAACUACUGGCUUUGUAAAAUUAACUUUUUUACUAUCAAGAAUUUUUUUCACUAUUAUUGAAAAGCAAAUGAUUAAUAAUCUUGAAAAUUGAAAAAAAUGUAAAUCACAAAAUUUAUAAUAAACAUAAACAAUAAAAUAAAAAAACUAAAUUUUUUAUUUAAUUUUUAUUAUAAAAUUUAUUUGCAUCUCUCUUCCAAGUCAAUUUUCUCAUACGAUAUAGUUUCCAUUAUUAAUAAUUGUGUCACAAUUUAAAGAACAAGCAACAAUAAGAUACUUUAUUAUUCGUUUAUCUAAUUUGUGACAAUGUUAUGCUUACAGCUGUAUCGAGCUUUUUUUUUACAAUUUGGUAUCACGGGAAUUUACGUGUGUCGUAAUGUUUUGAUAAAUUUUAUAAUUUUGAUAUUGAUAACCUCAUCCAAGGCUAACUUUUUUUUUGUGUGAAUAUAUUUUUAUCAAAAUUUAUGUGUCGUCUAAAUUUACUUUAUACAUGUAGUAAAAAAUGUUAAU